Molecule: messenger RNA, 2041 nt
Organism: Oncorhynchus keta (chum salmon)
Lineage: Eukaryota; Metazoa; Chordata; Actinopteri; Salmoniformes; Salmonidae
Product: glycine receptor subunit beta-like
Exons: 7
Coding region: 1-927 (308 amino acids)
Biological process (GO): chloride transmembrane transport; signal transduction; nervous system process
Cellular component (GO): membrane; neuron projection; synapse
Molecular function (GO): neurotransmitter receptor activity; transmembrane signaling receptor activity; chloride channel activity
Source: RefSeq, a predicted model, not a curated record
AUGAGGUUGUCUGUCACUCUAUCCUGUCCCCUGGACCUGACCCUGUUUCCCAUGGAUACGCAGCGCUGUAAGAUGCAGCUGGAGAGCUUGUCUACAGUUGGCUAUACAACAGAUGACCUGCAGUUUAUGUGGCAGUCAGGGGACCCUGUCCAGAUGGAGGAGAUCGCCCUGCCCCAGUUUGAUAUCAAACAGGAGGAUAUAGAGUAUGGCAACUGCACCAAAUUCUACGCAGGGACAGGCUACUACACGUGUGUGGAGGUGAUCUUCACCCUGAGGAGGCAGGUGGGCUUCUACAUGAUGGGAGCCUAUGCCCCUACACUCCUCAUCAUGGUCCUCUCUUGGCUCUCAUUCUGGAUCAACCCUAAUGCCAGCGCUGCCAGGGUCCCUCUGGGGAUCCUCUCGGUGCUCUCCCUGUCUUCUGAGUGCACGUCCCUGGCCUCAGAGCUGCCCAAGGUGACCUAUGUGAAGGCCAUCGACGUCUGGCUCAUCCGAUGUCUGCUGUUUGGCUUCGCCUCGCUGGUGGAGUACGCCGUGGUGCAGGUGAUGCUCAACAGCCCCAAGCGCAUUGAGGCAGACAAGGCCAAGAUGGCGUCCGAGGCAAAGGGGAAGGAGAAGGCGGCGGGCAGGAACAACACGGUCAACGGCACCAGCGGGACGCCCAGUCAUGUCAGCACACUGCAGGUGGGAGAGACCCGGUGCAAAAAGGUUUGCACCUCCAAGUCGGACCUGCGCACCAAUGACUUCAGCAUUGUUGGCUCACUGCCGCAGGACUUUGAGCUCUUCGACUGCUACGGGAAGCCCAUCACCUUGCAUCACGGCUUUAGCAAAAGCCAGGCCAAGGCCAAGAAACCGCCACCGCCCAAACCCGUCAUCCCCUCAGCCGCCAAGCGGGUCGACCCCUUUUCAACGUCACCUAUUGAUCCGUGAACUUGUUGAUCAUGGAAUUAAUUUAAGGAUUUUGGGCACAGCCAGCUGUGCUUGUAGACCACAUUUUCUACUCAUUUCCAUCUUUGCCCUGUGAUCUCGUAUUUUGAUCCAUUCUUCCUUAAUUCAAGUUGUUUAUGUAUUUAUAUGAAUCUAUAUAUUAUUAACUAUCAUUAUUAGCACUAGAAAAAAAUCACAUCGUCCAUUAAUUCAUGAUUGGCACUAGGAAAAGAAGAAAAGCAUCACAGGUGUAUUUCAUGAGAUGAAUAAUAUACAAAUGAUUUGACAAUAGAUAGAAUUAAGAAAAUAAUAAUCAAUGAAAAAUUGAUCAAGAAUUACGUUUUUGUUAAAGUAUAAAUUCAAAUAGAUUCAAUUAAUUAUUUAUUGAAAAUAUUAGUGUAAAUGCCAGGUCCUUGUCACGCCAGGGUGUGACAUGGGUUUAUUUUGUUGUAUUUCGUAUUGGGGUUUUGUAGUUAUUGGGAUUGCGGCUGAGUAGGGGUGUAGCAUAGGUUUGGCUGCCUGAGGCGGUUCUCAAUCAGAGUCAGGUGAUUCUCGUUGUCUCUGAUUGGGAACCAUAUUUAGGUAGCCGGGGUUUCACUGUGUAUUUCGUGGGUGUUUGUUCCUAUCUCUGUGUAGUGUUCACCAGAUAGGCUGUAAUUAGGUUUUCACGUUCCGUUUGUUGUUUUGUAUUUAUUUAGUUAUUUCAUGUAUCGCUAUUUUUUUCAUUAAAGAUCAUGAGUAACCACCACGCUGCAUUUUGGUCCGACUCUCCUUCAACAAACGAACGCCGUUACAGUCCUCUGAUUUUGGCGCUAAUUGCCGGAACUUGCUGGCAAGUUUGAUAAGAUGGCAUUGGCAAAAAGUUUACAAUUGCAUGUAAAAAAUUGCUGAUAUGAAUAUAAAUACAGUAUAUUAGAUCUAUCAAUGUUUAUUAAUAUGACUUUUUUUUCUCCAGUACUCCUGUUGAUAUGUGAAACAUCUUAUCCUUGUUCAGAUGGUUAUUUGACAUUGCCACGACGAGAAUUGUAACUUAUGACCAUCUCUCACAUGACUACAUAUCAUGUGUAAAUGGGUUAACAAACUGACCAUAUAGAUAUUAUUUACAAAUGUGCAAUUU